Lathyrus sativus (Indian pea) is the source of this 735-nucleotide messenger RNA. The record is from the annotation of a GenBank genome assembly. NCBI's taxonomy places the organism in Eukaryota, Viridiplantae, Streptophyta, Magnoliopsida, Fabales, Fabaceae.
AUGGAAAAUGAUGGUACCUCUCAAACACAAUGUCUACCUAUCUCACAAGAAAGUACACAUCAACCAAUCCCCAAUGAAAGUGGUAACCAAUCAGUUGAUGCUCCUCUUCCUACACCAAAUGAUAGUAUGGAGGUUGAUAGCCAAACAACUGUAAGUCGUCGAUCUAGACAUAGAAGUAUUGUAUGGGAUCAUUUUACAAAGGUCAAAGUUGACGGAAAAGAUAAGGCUAAAUGUAAUUAUUGCUCAAAGUUGCUUAAUGGAUCAUCAAAUGAUGGGACGACACAUUUAAAAGGACAUAUGGAAUCUUGUCCUAAAAAGAAGCUUUUAAAACCAUCAGAUAAAGGACAGACAUUUCUUACCCCUAAAACUAUGCAAGGUAAACAAGAGUUGAGUACUGGAAUUUUUGAUGCAGAAAAUGCUAAGAAAGAGCUUGCACGUGCAAUUAUUUUGCAUGAAUAUCCGCUUUCAAUAGUGGAUCAUAUUGGUUUUAGAAGAUACUCAGCUUCUCUCCAACCUUUAUUUCAAGUUCCUUGUAGAAAUAGUAUAAAAAAGGAGAUACUCAAAGAGUACAAUUUGAAGAGAUCAUCAACUUUGAAGUUGUUAGAAAAUCUUGAAGGAAGAGUGGCCAUUACUUCUGACCUUUGGACCUCGAGCAAUCAAAAAAAAGGAUAUAUGGCUGUCACUGCUCAUUACAUUGAUGGAAACUGGAAUUUACAGAGUCACAUUUUGAGGUAA